Pelobates fuscus (common spadefoot toad) is the source of this 3193-nucleotide messenger RNA. It is a transcript of the gene TAPBPL, whose product is annotated as TAP binding protein like. Bases 462 to 1730 code for a protein of 422 amino acids. Gene Ontology annotation, biological process: peptide antigen assembly with MHC class I protein complex. Lineage: Eukaryota; Metazoa; Chordata; Amphibia; Anura; Pelobatidae. Gene Ontology annotation, cellular component: MHC class I peptide loading complex. Gene Ontology annotation, molecular function: MHC class I protein complex binding; TAP complex binding. The record is from RefSeq and is a predicted model, not a curated record. The transcript has 6 exons.
UACUGGCCAGUUUUUGUGCAUUGUUGGUAACUGUGUGGAGUGCUUGGGUGAGUGUGACUUGUGUUAGUUAUAUAUUGUGUGUUAGUGUGUGUGUUGUAAGCUACAUUGCGUGUCUGUGUUAGUUAUUUUGUGUUGUUUGUCAGUUAUUGUCUGUGAGUCCUACACUUGUAUCAGUGUGUCAUAUUGUGAGUGUAAGUGUGUCACUGUGUACUGUGUGUGUUUGUUAUUUUGUUAUUUUAAGUUGUGGGUGUGCUACUGUGUUAUUCUGUACAGAGUCUGUGUUACUGUGUUAUUCCGUACAGAGUCUGUGUUACUGUGUUAUUCUGCACAGUGUGUGUUACUGUGUUACAGUGCGCUGUUUGUGUGACUCCUGUCUGUGCACUGUCUGUGUUACUUUGUUGCGUUGUACAAUGUGUGGUGCAUGAUUACAAAGAGGCCCAGAUCACUUUCGUGAAGUGGAUAUGGACCCCACGAGGAUCAGUUCCUGUCUGCUGAGUCUGAUGCUGAUUCUGCACAGCUCUGAGCUGCAGGGUGCAUUUUUGGCAGGACAGCCACAUGCUGUGGAUGUCGUGCUGCCAUGCUCACACGUUCUGGUGGAGGAAGGUAUGGGCAGAGGUAUGGGUGGGCUAUCGUUUCAACGAAGAGACAUCACUCUGGUGCUGCGGAACGUUACGAUUAUAGGAGACGAAGAGAAGGAUCCAAUAACAGACUAUGUGCCACCAGAGGAUGUGGAAACCACCACUUUCCAAGCUACAGUGAAUUUCCCCCCACUGCCGUUUGCAAAGCGCUUGUUACAUGCGGAAUGCGAAGGGGAGGAGUUGACAUGUGAACUGUCCCAUCUCUAUACUGAGUUCUAUGUUGUCCACCUUCGCCUCCCUGACCUCAGCCUGUCCAUAUUGCUGAGAGUAGAGCAACAGGACAGAGACCUAACAGAGAUCUCAGAGGAGGAGAAGAUCAUCGUUCCUGUGACAGUGGACCUCUUGUUAUCUUCCUUCCCUCCAUCACAUUUAACCUCAACUUCAAAAGACAUAUCCUUAAACUGUGAAUUGUGGGGAAGCUCUGAGGAGAUAAAGGUGGAGUGGCACCUGCAGUCUGGAGGAAAAGGACAAAUGAUUGUACCAGAAGAAGGUACUCGGAUAAGUAUAGAGCCAGGAACAUCGCAAAACAGCCAAGAAAUGUCUCUCAACAUAAAAGGAGUUCGUGUACAGGACGAGGGGACAUAUAUCUGUACAGUGAACACAAAGCGACAUCAGAUGCAACAGAUAAUUAAACUACAGGUCAGAGAUCCCCCUUUGGUGACAUUAUCUCUUACUGGAUCUCCCCAGCCUAGACUGGUCUGCCGCACAGACCGGUACUAUCCCCUUGACGUUGAGAUCUCCUGGCUGCGGGGUGGGGAGCAGUUUACUCAUGACUCCCAUGUAACCUCCAGCCAUCGAAUGAACAUUGAUGGAACGUUCAACCUGACCAGUUACUUGAGUGUUCCCAUUCCCCCCACCGGCGCUCCACCUGACAUCUACACCUGCUCUGUGUCACACAUCUCUAUCAGUGAUCCAAUUGAGGUCUAUACCAGUGUCCCCCCAAAAGACUUGGAAAGAUCGAUGGGAAUUUCUGGCUUCUUAAUUUCGUCUGUGAUAUUCGUCCUUGGAAUCAUUAUGUGGAAAAAAAGAUGGGCUCACGGCAGCGAUCACAGUGAUGGCAGAGACAGAGUGAGACUGACACAGACAGAGUGAGAACGACAGACAGACAGACAGACAGACAUACAGACUUGAAUCCUACUUUAUUCCAAUGGGCAGAUAUUCGGUUUGAACAGUUUCCUCCAAUAUAACAUAUUUAUUAUAGUCUGUGUAUAUUUCACUAUAGGUUUAUUUUUAGAUUUUGUCUGGGUGAACAGAUUCAAUCCAGAUAGCUCAUUAAAGGGACACUAUAGGCACCCAGACCACUUCAGCUCAUCAAAGUGGUCUGGGUGCAGUAUCCUAGGUCCCUUAACCCUGCAGUAGUAAUUAUUGCAGUUUUUUAAUAAACUGCAAUAAUUACCUUUGAGGGUUCACUCCACCUCUAGUGGCUGUAUACCAGACAGCCACUUUAGGGACAGGUCAUUAAGCGACUUCUGGUCGCUAUCCAUGAGGACAUCCUGCAUCACCGAAAACCCCAUAGGAAAGCAUUGUAUAAUGAUUUCCUAUCGGUGUAGUACUAAUGCGAGCGUGCCCAUUGCAUUAGGUCUCCCCCAACGUCAGAGGAGUGAAGACGGAACCAGCGCUGAGUGACAUCAGCGGUGUAAUCAUAUGACAGAAGGGGUGUUUAACCACUUCUGCACCACAAGGGGGGGAGGCGCGAGGUAGGAGGGCACUAUAGGGAGCUAUAGCACUAUAGGUUGCCUUUAAUAUGACUAUGAUACACUGGGUUGUAACUUGAAAGUCUACAAUUUGGGUAAAUUAAAGUGAAAAAAUUAAUAAAAUCGCACCGAUUUCAACACUUGAACCAAAUGAUCAAUAACCUUGUUAAAUAAUAACAAUAACUUAGCUGGGUUAUUUACCAAACUGUGACUUGUCAGAAAUUCACAAAGAGAUUUCACAUUUCAGGCCAAUAUAGUGCAAAUUGAUAAAGUCUACCACUCUAUUGUGUCCCAUAAUUUGCAAUUCCUUGGAAAACCUCCUGACAAUUCCCUUUUAACUCCUUAUAAAUUAAUGGUGCAAUGAAAUAAUUAAUGGUUUCAUUACUAAUUUGCAAGAACUGGGCUUUUACCGUUAACAGCCUUGGAGUAAUUCACAAAAAUGAAUUAGGAGUAUUGAAAAGAAAACUGGAAUUUUUAAGGCAAAGUAGCCAAGUUGGAACGUACUUGGAGAAGGUUUUUUCGAUUUGUACAAAAUGAGCAACUUCCUUGUCAAUUGUAAAUAGUUCUUGGGAGUUAUUACAGCUCAGGAAGACGUAACUGUAAACAUAAAUUAUAACAGUAGAGGGCACUGUAAGCACAGCCAAUAACCCAUAAUGCACAAUAUUUACUAAAGCAAGAAUUGGAGAAUUACUGGGAAUUCAUAGUGAAUUUCAAAUUUAAGAUAAAAAGUUUAAGAUAAAAAAAAUAAUCAGCUAUACUUUAAGUCUGGCUAUUUUGGUCUACAAUUUAAAACUCAAUUUCAAUUGCCGAAAGUUCUCAAUUCAGUAAAUGAAUUAUUCGUGAUUUUAUUCUUAAUAAAAA